GCUUCGCCGUCGCAGGUUGCAGAGCGGGUGGGAGCCGCUGCGGGCGCGGCACUGCAGCCCCGAGCCUGAGCCCCGGACCCGAACCCCGAACCCAGCCACUGUCCCAGGAGGCCAGGACCCAGAGGAUACCCGCCAAGCCCCGCGGAGGACGCCCGGACCCGCGGGCGCCCGCUAGCCCACGCGCCACCAUGGUGUGCGGGGGCUUCUCGUGCUCCAAGAACUGCCUGUGCGCGCUCAACCUGCUGUACACCCUGGUCAGUCUGCUGCUCAUUGGGAUUGCUGCUUGGGGCAUCGGCUUUGGGCUGAUCUCCAGUCUCCGCGUGGUGGGCGUGGUCAUUGCUGUGGGCAUCUUCCUGUUCCUGAUUGCCUUAGUGGGGCUGAUUGGAGCUGUAAAACACCAUCAGGUGUUGCUAUUUUUUUAUAUGAUUAUUCUCCUACUUGUAUUUAUUGUUCAGUUUUCAGUGUCUUGUGCUUGUUUGGCUCUCAAUCAGGAGCAACAGGGUCAGCUGCUGGAGGUUGGUUGGAACAAUACAGCAAGUGCUCGAAAUGACAUCCAGAGGAACUUGAACUGCUGUGGCUUCCGAAGUUUUAACCCAAAUGACACCUGUCUGGCUAGCUGUGUUAAAAGUAGCCAUAAGUGCUCACCAUGUGCCCCCAUCAUCGGGGAGUAUGCGGGAGAGGUUUUGAGAUUUGUUGGUGGCAUUGGCCUCUUCUUCAGUUUUACAGAGAUCCUGGGUGUUUGGCUGACCUACAGAUACCGAAACCAGAAAGACCCUCGCGCCAACCCGAGUGCUUUCCUGUGACAAGAAAACAAGGAAUAGCUUUCCUGUGUCAAUCUUGUUCACUUUCUCUAAUCUUAAGUUAAACUAAUUUGUUCAUUUGACAAAGGAAACAGUAUCUGAAAACUGCAUUAUCAACAGUGGAAUUUAAUAUUUUACUCUUACGUUCCUCUAAACAUUUCUUUGUUUCAGUUGCUGAAAAAGUUAUGGAAAUUCAUGGUGUUCUCUGACCCUCUGUGGUCUCUGUAAUCUACUGUUCUCAGUGUCCGGCACUAUCCGCUGUGGCCUUUCUUAGCAUUUUUACCUGCUGUAAACUGUGUAUGGCGCCCCUGGGGAGAGGAGAUUGUGAACCCGAAUUUUUAUCUCACCGGGAUAGUUGCUGACCACCGAAGUCAGUUGAAGCCAGAGAGGAAGAGAGUCUGUUGUGUUCUGCUCAUUAGGAGAAGUCUAAGUUCCUGAUACUUUUUAUCUUUUUAGGAAAGCUACAUUGUAGUGAAAAGUCUUAACAUAGAAGUGACCAUUUAGUUCUAGUAGCCUGUCAUGAUUACAUCCAUGUAUUCUAGAAAUAGCUGUGUCUUUAGGAAACUGAAGUCUAACUUUUGACUUUUGUAGUCAAGGGCAAAGGAAAUGCCAUUUGGGAAAUGUUUUGGUGUGUGAUAUUUAUCUUCAGCUUUCAAAAUGGGAUGAGUUUGAGGAAGAUAGAGUGUAUAUCUACAUAAUCUGACAUUCUUUAAGAAAAUAAUUUGAAGUCCAAAGCACUGUAUGUAUAAACAACUUGCUAUCAAAACAUUGGCCAAGGUCCAUAUACCCAAAAGAUAUUGGAUUAUCUUUAAAAAGUAACUUUUUAUUUGGUUUGGUUUGGUUUUUUGAGACAGGGUUUCUUUGUGUAGCCUUGGCUGUCCUAGAACUAGCUCUGUAGGCCAGGCUGGCCUUGAGCUCAGAGGGAUCCGCCUGCCUCUGCUGCCCAGCUGCUGGGAUUAAGGGCAUGUACCACCAUCGCCUGUCAAAAGUAACUUUUUUAAUAACAUUUCUUGGUGACAGCAAAUUGUCAAAUCCAAACAUAUUUGAAUGUACUACCUCCCAUAAGUUAAGAGAGAAGUGUUGUUUGUGGCUCUGUACAUUAAAAAUAAAAGCUGGAAACCUUC
This is a messenger RNA of Psammomys obesus (fat sand rat), 1924 nucleotides long. RefSeq names its product tetraspanin 13 (gene Tspan13). The transcript is spliced from 6 exons. The coding region runs from base 189 to 803 and encodes 204 amino acids. The record is from RefSeq and is a predicted model, not a curated record. Gene Ontology annotation, cellular component: membrane. NCBI's taxonomy places the organism in Eukaryota, Metazoa, Chordata, Mammalia, Rodentia, Muridae.